UCAUAAGUGGCGAAAAUACCAUUGAAGCUCGAAAGCACAUCUCACAUGCGAAUACAAAUUAGGGCACUGAAGCAAAGGCGUGAUCCAAUUUUUUCUCGUUUCUUAACAAUCUGAAGCAGCGUAUAAAAAUGGAAGCUAUUAAUCCAGAGGAUCUGUCUAAGAUCGGAGGAAUUGCUACAGUUUCUUUGCUUCAUUCUUUCAUUCCCACGCACUGGCUCCCUUUCUCCAUUGUCGGGCGAGCGCAGAAAUGGACCCUAGCUAAAACUCUUCUCGUCACUGCAUUUGGAGCAGUUUUGCAUGUAAUUUCCACGUCUCUUCUUGGCAUAACUGCUGUCACAAUGGCUAACACCAUUGCUGGUGAGGAGACUGUUCAUAGACUUGCUUCGCUGCUCCUCAUACUUCUUGGAGGCAGCUAUGUAUUAGCAUUUUUAUUUGGAAAGGGUGGUCAUAACCACUCCCACAACCAUCCUAUGGAGAAAAUGGCUGUGGCUGGGCUUGUUCUUGUACCUGCAUUGUCUCCUUGUGCAACAACGCUUCCCGUGUUUCUUACUGUGGGGAACUCAUCCUCUAUGAUGGUGCUUGCUGUUAUUGUUCUUCUAUUUAGCACAAUUACAGUAAUGACCUCGCUGGUAGCUCUUUCAUUUUAUGGGGCCAGUCAGAUAAAGUUUCACUGGGUGGAGCGUUAUGAUAAGCUUCUUGUAGGUUCGGUGCUCUGCCUGGUUGGAAUUCUAACUUACAUUUUUCAUGACCAUGAUGGUGAAGAUCAUCAUACCAUUAAGGGCCAUUUGAAUAGAAAAAUUGUUGGUUUAUGAUUCAUAGAUUUAGAUCCUUUUUUUAUUUCACUUAUAUUAAUAUCUGAGUACUAUUUUAUUAUUUUGAAAUCAGUCCAUUAGCAAUAUACCAGCAGGUAA
This is a messenger RNA of Phalaenopsis equestris, 911 nucleotides long. RefSeq lists its product as uncharacterized. The transcript has 4 exons. NCBI's taxonomy places the organism in Eukaryota, Viridiplantae, Streptophyta, Magnoliopsida, Asparagales, Orchidaceae. Bases 129 to 812 code for a protein of 227 amino acids. The record is from RefSeq and is a predicted model, not a curated record.